Aegilops tauschii subsp. strangulata is the source of this 975-nucleotide messenger RNA. Lineage: Eukaryota; Viridiplantae; Streptophyta; Magnoliopsida; Poales; Poaceae. The record is from RefSeq and is a predicted model, not a curated record.
AUGGCAGCGCCGCCGCCCCACCGCCGCCGGCCCGCGAGGCCCCCGCGGCCCGUACGUCGUCGCCUCCCGGCCCGAUCGCCGCGUCUCCCGCGGCUCCUCCGCGCCGCCCGGCCGGAUCCGCCUAGCCGCCGGCCCAGCGCCGCCGCGAGCUCGUCGGCCGCCGCCCCUCUGCUCCGCCCGCGUCCACCGCCGACCGCCGUCCGCCGCAGUUCCCGCGCGCCGCCGCCCGCGCCGCCGCCCGUCCCCGCCGCGCCGCCCUCGACGCCGUGCUUCCCCUCGCUGGAUCCGGUCCCCUCCAAACCCGGCGACCUCCCUCGAGUCCUCUCCGGCGAGCUGCCCUGCCUCGGGUCUGCUGUCAGUAAGUUUGCAGAGAUGUCUGAACAAAGUGACAGUCAGAACAGGUCAGAGGAACAGGUGCAGAUGAGUGAGGGUUCGGAUCCCUCUAGCACUUCUGGUGAUGGCAGCAGGAGCACUCCAAGCAACUUGCCAAAGGCUGAAGAAGAGGAAGAUGAUUCACUUGUUUUGAGAAAGUUGAAGCCCAAGAUUCCUGACCACAAUGAUGCUCAUCCAGUGGCAGAAGACAUGCAUAUCAGGAAGGAUGCUGGACUGAGAUUGUGGAGACAAUCUGAUCCUUAUGCUGUGAGGAGAAGGACAACAGUUGAUUAUAGGUUUCACACAAAGGAACAACAAGACUUCUAUGACACUAUUUUGCUUGACAAGAAGCCCAAUGAGCUCAUCAACUCUAAGAUGGGCACAGGUACAUACUUGUUGGACAAGGAGCACCUUCCUCUGCAUCCUAAUUUUGAAGAUAAUACUGUUGUGAUGAAUGAGGAAGACCCCACAUCUGUGCAAGCACAGAAGAGGAGAGCCAAAGCAAAGGCUGAAAAAGCUGCCAAGAUGCCAAGUGUUGAAGAGGCAUCUCAAGUUUUCAUGAAGAGCAAGGAAGAUAAACUUGGAUAUCUGAUCCACAGUUGA